AUGAACGGCGGUAAUGGAGAUCAUUACACGGAAAUUCACCAGCAUUAUGCCGAAGAAUGUAGCCAGGAUGAUAUUGGCACAUUCUUGUUUACUUCUGAAUCUGUUGGAGAAGGCCACCCAGAUAAGAUCUGUGAUCAAGUCAGUGAUGCCAUUCUUGAUGCACAUUUAAAACAAGAUCCAAAUGCUAAGGUUGCCUGCGAGACAGUAGCUAAGACUGGUAUGAUAUUAGUUUGUGGAGAAAUUACUUCCAGAGCCAUUGUAGAUUACCAGAAAGUUAUUAGAAAUACUAUUAAACAGAUUGGAUAUGAUGACUCUGCUAAAGGAUUUGAUUACAAGACCUGCAAUGUAUUAAUAGCUCUAGAAGAACAAAGUGCUGAUAUUGCGUCUGGUGUACAUGUUGAUAGAAAUGAAGAAGAUAUUGGAGCUGGUGAUCAGGGUUUAAUGUUUGGUUAUGCUACAGAUGAAACAGAAGAAUGUAUGCCAUUGACAGUUGUCCUUUCACAUCAACUUAAUGCAAAAAUUGCUCAACUUAGACGAGAUGGUGUAUUAGCAUGGGCUAGACCCGAUUCUAAAACUCAGGUUACAGUAGAAUAUAAAUAUGUCAAAGGUGCUGCGAUUCCUCUUCGAGUUCAUACUGUUGUUAUCUCCCUUCAACAUGAUGAAACUAUUACUACAGAGAAAUUACGAAGUGAAUUAAUGGAUAAGGUUGUCAAGUCUGUCAUUCCUGCUAAAUAUCUAGAUAACAAAACUGUUUAUCAUAUUCAACCUUCUGGUAGAUUUAUUAUUGGUGGUCCACAGGGUGAUAGUGGUUUAACUGGUAGAAAAAUUAUUGUGGACACAUAUGGUGGUUGGGGUGCUCAUGGUGGUGGUGCCUUUUCUGGUAAAGAUUUCUCCAAAGUUGACAGAUCAGCAGCUUAUGCAUCCAGAUGGGUAGCUAAAUCAUUGGUCAAAGCUGGCCUCUGUAAAAGAGUUCUUGUUCAGUUAUCAUAUGCCAUUGGUAUAGCUGAACCUUUAUCUAUCACAGUAUUCAGUUAUGGAACUUCACACAAAUCUGAAAAGGAACUUUUAGAAAUCAUCAAAAAUAAUUUCGAUCUUCGACCAGGCAAGAUUGUCCAGGAGCUGAAUUUACGAUCACCAAUCUACCAACAAACAGCUUGUUAUGGACAUUUUGGUCGACCUGGAUUUUCGUGGGAACUUCCCAAAAAGUUGAAAUACUAG
Lottia gigantea (owl limpet) is the source of this 1218-nucleotide messenger RNA. RefSeq lists its product as hypothetical. Gene Ontology annotation, molecular function: methionine adenosyltransferase activity; ATP binding. The record is from RefSeq and is a predicted model, not a curated record. Gene Ontology annotation, cellular component: cytosol. Gene Ontology annotation, biological process: S-adenosylmethionine biosynthetic process. Bases 1 to 1218 code for a protein of 405 amino acids. NCBI's taxonomy places the organism in Eukaryota, Metazoa, Mollusca, Gastropoda, Lottiidae. The transcript has 8 exons.